AUGGCAAGGAAAUCAUUUCUAAUACGAUGGUUCCAACUACAUUGUCCGGCUAAUCUUGUAAAUUCUCAUAUCAUUCCCGAUGACUCUUCUAAAGCAUCGGUCACCAAAGACUUCAAUUGGAAAUGUCUUGAUGACAUUGUUCGUACAUGGAUUUAUGGUACUUUUAGUCCCACCCUUCUUAAAUUGAUUGUCCGUCCCAAUGAUAGUGCUUUUGAUACUUGGACUCGCAUUGAGAACAAUUUUCAAAGUAACAAAACCUCUCGUAUUCUUCACCUUGAGUCUCAAUUCAAUGAUAUUUCUCUUGCUACUUUCCCGAAUGUGAAGGCUUAUUGUAAUGAACUUGAGAAUAUUGCUACUUCUCUUAACAAUCUUGGUGUUUCUAUCUCCGACAAUUGA
Messenger RNA from Amaranthus tricolor (Joseph's coat), 396 nucleotides. RefSeq lists its product as uncharacterized. The transcript is spliced from 2 exons. The record is from RefSeq and is a predicted model, not a curated record. NCBI's taxonomy places the organism in Eukaryota, Viridiplantae, Streptophyta, Magnoliopsida, Caryophyllales, Amaranthaceae. The coding region runs from base 1 to 396 and encodes 131 amino acids.